This is a messenger RNA of Gongylonema pulchrum, 867 nucleotides long. The record is from the annotation of a GenBank genome assembly. NCBI's taxonomy places the organism in Eukaryota, Metazoa, Nematoda, Chromadorea, Rhabditida, Gongylonematidae.
AUGAAGCUUGCAGGGACAAUGCCUGUGUCGGAUUCGGGAAUAGGCACUAAGGCGUCGGAUGAAACCGACAGCCAAACGAUGACCGAUGCCAGCCCGGAUGUAAUCGAACUUCCCGACAAAGAACAUGGAUCCAGCAGCAAUGACGACGAUGGUACGACUCGUACAGAGCUUUCGGAGCCCGAAAAUACUCAGCCAUUGGUGCAAGAAGUGUCCGUGUCUCAUCCACUGCAGUAUCGCUGGGCACUUUGGUACCUGAAGGCUGAUCGAAGCAAGGACUGGGAGGAUUGCCUGAAGCAAGUCGCAGUUUUUGGCAGUGUUGAGAGUUUCUGGAGCUUGUACAAUCAUAUCCAGUCAGCAUCGGGUCUCAACUGGGGCAGCGAUUACUAUUUGUUCAAGGAUGGGAUCAAGCCAAUGUGGGAGGAUGAAAACAACGUGAGAGGCGGUCGCUGGCUUGUUGUGGUGGAUAAGCAGAAGCGCGCCCAGUUGCUGGAUCAUUAUUGGCUCGAGCUGUUGAUGGCCAUCAUUGGUGAGCAGUUCGAGGAUCACGGCGAAUUCAUCUGUGGCGCAGUGGUCAAUGUUCGCCAGAAGGGUGACAAGGUGAAGCAGCAGCGCUUCUUCGUGCCAAGAAUGGUACCAAGUUUAAGACUUUGUUUGGCACUUUCUCAUUCCGCCCUGUUGCAGGUUUCUCUGUGGACUCGCGACUCGCUUCGAGAUGACAUCAACUUGCAGAUUGGACAGAUCCUGAAGAUGAAACUGGACAUCCCUGAUUCGGACCCAAUUCGCUAUGAAGUGCACAAGGACUCAUCUGUUCGCACAAGUUCGAUGGUGAAACCACGCAUAAUCAUUCCAUCGAAGGAGGUGCGAUAA